AUGGAACAGAGGCGUAACCCGAAGAACGGCGUGUCUCACUCCAAUCUCUUCAAUCUUGAGGUAGGUGACGCGGUGGGCUCUGGGCUUUGGGAGUUUCUUCAUACUAGCCUUUUCAAUGAAGCUGCCACCAUGCGUUCAAGUUGGGUUUCUCGACCAUCUUCGUGUUUUAUGUGUGCUUCUUGAUCGAUCACGGGUGUAGCAGCUCAGGCUCCGUGGUGUACGAGUCUUCUGUGACCGUGAUUUUCAUUUCUUUUUAAACGUUUGAACGCAAUUAGGGUUUUUUUUGGUUUUGCUCGUGUAGAUUUCCGAUAAGCUCUUAAACUGUUGUUUCUCUCAUUCCGUCCCGCGCUCAGUUUCAGGCGUUGCUUUUUGGGAAAGCUUGAGUUUGAUUUUUAAUAUUGCGAUUAAUGAUAUUUUGUUGUGAAUGUGAGAGUCCUCCUAGCUGCUAACUUGUUCUUUUGUUUUUGUCGUCGGUUUGGCGUUCGAGCGUAGCCUUUGGUGAACUUCCGUCUCCCUCAACGAGACGAUUUUGACUUCUAUGGAAAUAGUAGCCAGGACGAAAGCAGAGAUAGUCAAGGUAGGACAUCUAAUGGUGUCUUUUAAAACCUCGUUUUGACUAAUGCUGACUUCUGGGUUUCUUUGUCCUUGAAGAGUGUUUUCUUUUCCUUUUCCUACACUUAUGUGAUUUCGGCUGAACAGUUCGGAAGCGGGUUCUAUAAUUUUCUAUGUGAUUGUAAUGCAGAUCAGGGAGCUAUGUUAGAACAUGGGAAUGGAGUCGCAGCCAAGAGAUCUUUAGAUAUGAGCCUAACAAGGAGGAGGAGAAGGCACAAUGUUGAACUUGAAUCUGGCUUAAGUCCCUCCAUCAGGACAGAUGUGGAUAGUAACGAGGAGGAAGAGGAUGGCUACGAGACUCGAAUUUCAGAGGAACAAUAUCGUUCAAUGCUUGGAGAGCAUGUUCAAAAGUACAGGAGAUUAAGAUUUAAAUCAUCUUCUUAUGGUGCUGCAUCGACCCAGACUGCCGUGCCAGUUCCAAAGAUUUUUUAUGGCUCAAAAGUGCAGAAGUAUGGGAACGAUUCUGUGGCCCCUAUCAAGGAGGAGAGUUCUUUAUAUGAAACGGAAAGGUCACCAGAAUAUUAUGGUGGUGAUUUUUCGUCAGAGUAUGGUGGAGCCAGUAAGUUCUCGUCCUCCAUGGAGUCUCCUUAUUUAGACAUUGGGGAGGGGAUCACAUAUCGAAUACCUCCAACCUAUGAUAGGCUUGUGACUUCUCUGAAAUUGCCAAGCCUCUCUGAUAUUUGGAUAGAGGAGUAUUACCUGAAGAGUACAUUGGAUAUGCAUUCCGUUGCUUCAAUGAUGGCUGCUGAUAGAAGAUUUGGGUCUUUAAGCCGAGGAGGGAUGGGUGAACCUCUACCUCAGUAUGAGUCACUUCAGGCUAGGCUGAAAGUAUUAUCUGCUUGUGGUGCACUCCCAAAAUUUAGUCUCGAAGUUUGUGAUGCUGGAUUGGAUCCAUACGGUGUUCCAGAAGGAGCUGCAGGCCGUAUGCGGCGGUUGAUUAUGACUGAGUCUGGUACCUUACAGGUUUUUUUUGUGAAAGUCUUGGAAAAAGGUGAAUCUUAUGAGGUCAGUAUUUAUUUAUUUCUUCAUUCAUGGCUGAGUUGAUUAUUACAUGAAGAAUUUUUUUUGUUGUUAAAGUGCAAUAUUGAUAACAGAUUAUUGAACGUAGUCUUCCUAAAAAGCAAAUCAUGAAGAAGGAUCCUUCAGUAUUUGAGAGAGAAGAGAUGGAUAAGAUUGGCAGGGUCUGGGUAAGCAUUGCCCGGAGGGACAUACCAAAACAUCAUCGGAUAUUCAAUAAUUUUCAUAGGAAGCAAUUAGCAGAUGCAAAGCGGUGCUCUGAGAACUGCCAAAGAGAGGUGUGUUACGUGUCAUCAUUAUUUCAACUUGGUAUUGCAAUUAUUUAUUUCCUGAUUUUUUUUCUUCGAGCAUCAAUCUUUUUUUUUUUUUUUGACGAUUGCUAUCAUGGCAUCAGGUGAAAUUGAAAGUUGCUAGGUCAUUCAAAUUAAUGAGGGGCGCAUCCGUUCGUACUAGGAAGCUUGCUAGAGACAUGCUGGCAUACUGGAAAAAAGCAGAUAAAGAGCAGGUGAACGUUUUUUCUUUCAAUUUUUCCUGGUGGACAUUUUUAGAAUGCCAAAUUAGGCACGGUCACCGGAGAUGUUGAACUCAUCCUUUAAAUUGAUUUUCCGCUCCUGUAAUUUAAGGCUUGCAGAUAGUUGCCUGUUUGAUUAUUGCUUAAUGUUUGGUACGUCGAAUUAUGGAAUCGGUUGCUUAUCUGGUUCGAAUUGGACUUGACCAGUAGGAUCAUUGUGUCAUAUAACAAAAACUCUUUGGACUAAAGGGGUUGCCUAUUAUCUUAUUGCUCCAAGGCCUUUCAUAGAAGUCGACCAUGUAUUUUUUUGGUUUUACUUAUUCUGCAAUAGAUGUAAUCAAUGGUUUUUUUCUAUACGGCAUCUGAGAAAGGUGAGUUGGAUUUACGGUUGCAAUUUUUUCUUUGUCUCUGAGGCUGAUAAGUCUAUUGCGGACAAUCAUUUUAGAGUAACUUUCUCCCUUUACAAACUUUUGCCACGUGACUUGGCCUAUUCUAAUAAAUCGGUGAUUCGAAUUUCUAAACGUAAUUCGGCUGAUAACUUGGACUGUUAAUUGGCCAACUUCUGUUGUCAGCAGUUUUGGUAAAAGGACAGAAAACAUUUGUUGCAUCUGUCAAAGCUAUUUUAAAACUAGCCUGUGCCAUAACAUAGAUAUCUAUCAAUAUGGUCAGACAUCAAGUCUCUAUGAAUGCAACUGUUAUUUUUCUUACAAUGCAUGAACUUAGUGUGCCAUCCAUAUCCUUCAAUUUGCUUUCCACUAGAAAUUUGUUUCUCACGACAAAGAGAACUGGGCCGGGUAACUAUUGGCAAGACAAUCAGGAAACUAGUGAUUUAGAGAUUUUGUGCACUACCCAUCUCUCUUGUCCUUGGCUGUUCAAAGUUCUCUUUUUCAUUCCCAUACAGAUCACCGCAAAAGUACUAACAUGUUGCAUCGUGUCUCGGUGUGUUGAGAAGUGUAAUAAAUUCUCCUUCCCUGCAAAUAUAUCAAGUCAAGCUAUUUGUUGUUGUUUAGGCUGACGUUGAGCUUGCAUUCUUAUGUUAACUACUUUUACUAUAAUUUCUUCUGCAUGUCUAACUAUAACUCAGAGAAUCAGCCAAUUGCGAAUAUAGCUUGGUUAUUUGACGAAAAACUUCCACAAUGAUCAGAUAGGAACGAAUAAAAUUGCAGCUAUUCAAUGAAUUUAUUAUGAUUGUUCACUUUGACUCUAUAACUAUAGCCUUGCAGCCGUGUUUCAUUUGUAUUGGUUUCUAGGAAGGCCUCUUCACAGCAUGCUAGUCAUUCUGAAGCACUGGGUAUGGGUACUCUAUUUAGCAGAUUUUCACUUUUCAUAUGUUUUCGUUUCAUAUAUAUAUAACACCGUUAUUUUCAGCAGUCUUUUCCAUUCUACUCUUAUUGCCGUAAGCUUGAUGACGGGCAUUUAUUUUAAUCUUAGGCUUAUUGCCGAUGUUCAAUCUUAUUUGAAUGUGCUAUUCGACCAUACUUUGCAGGCAGAGUUGAGGAAGAAAGAGGAGAGAGAAGCACAGGAGGCUAUGAGGCGUAAUGAGGAACUUCGUGAAGCAAAGAGACAACAACAGAGGCUUAACUUUCUGUUGUCUCAAACUGAGCUUUACAGUCACUUCAUGCAGAAUAAACCAACUUCUCAGGCCUCUAGUACUUUAGAAGACUCCAGAGACCAGAUGUUGACCUCUGAAGAUGCUGAAACAAUAGAAGAUGACGAUCCUGAAGCAGCUGAGCUAAAAAGGGAGGCUCUUAGAGCAGCACAACAGGCUGUCUCCAAGCAAAAGGAAAUAACGAAUGCAUUUGAUGGUGAAUGCCUCAGGCUGCGUCAAAAUGUUGAACCUGAAGGCCUAGGAAGCGACGUCUCAAUCACAGGGUCUGGCAAAAUGGAUCUACUGCAUCCGUAAGUUGAACUUUCUUCACAGAAAUAUGGCUAGGUCGUCUGCUGCAUUAACCUUUUUGUCAUCAAAAGUUGUCUUACUCGGAUUAUUAUGCCUGUGGAUCUGUUAAGUCUGUGAUAAGCUAUGCUAUUAACUUUGUUGCUGUCCCUGAUAUCCAAGACUAGCAAAAAAAGCUGUAUCUCAAUGUUGUUAUUAUAGCUAAAACCUUUGCACCACCAACUGAUGUAUUUUCUUGUCCUGUUAGUUUCUUCGAUUGUGUUUUUUUUCAUAUCUUUCUACUGAAUUUGUUAUUCAAAAAGAAUUUUGGAUAUGCUUUUUUGUUGGGUUAUAUUUUGCUAGCAUUCCUAAAUAUCGGGCACUUUACAUCCUCCCCCAUUAUUUUUUUGAUCUUUUUAUUAUUGGAAUAACUUUUUCUCCAGUGCCAGGCUUGACGAGAUUGUAGUUGAUAAGACCCUUGUGGUCAGUCACCUAGCUCGAUUCACUAACUUUGUUUUGCUUCCUUCUCAUGCAUCUUGUCAAUGCUUCAUUCGUUCUGAAAAUGUGCUGAUCUAACAUUUGCAGUGAAUCAUAACAUGCUAGGCUAUACUGACUUAUUCUUUAAGUAUGAUGGUAUUGGCUGAUAAUGAAUGGUCUGCAGUCUGUUAACUUGUGGUCACUACUUACGUUGGAUAAUGCAUGUUUCCAGAUGAAGGCAGAAUGAAGAAAAUGAUUCAAGUUUCCUCGAAAUAAUAGUGUGAACUGCUUGUUUUUCGCAUCAAAAAUUGAUAUUGAUUAACAAGCAAAUAGAUGACCCACUAGAGUAAUUGGAUUUUGAUUAUUUUCAGCUCGACAAUGCCGAUGAUAUCAUCAGUGAAGACACCAAAAAUGUUUAAAGGCACUCUUAAAGAGUAUCAGUUAAAGGGCUUGCAGUGGCUAGUAAAUUGCUAUGAGCAGGUAUGGUGUACUUUAUUUAUAAUUAAUCUUUUUCUGGUGAUUUCGUUCAUGUUUAUUUAGUAUUCAACUUUUGCGUUCAGGGUUUGAAUGGAAUCCUUGCUGAUGAAAUGGGUCUCGGAAAGACAAUCCAGGCUAUGGCAUUUUUGGCUUAUUUGGCUGAGGUGUGUCACCAAUUGGACGAAUAAAUUAUUUGUAGCCUUCUUCAUGGGCGCUCAAGUCUGUUUUGUUAACAUGUUAUAUAUUUCGUGCAUAACCUUCACAAAACUGUCAAAUUUUGCUCGAGAUAGUUUUGAAUUGGUAUUUCUCAUAAAGAGGAACGAAAAUUUGAAAAUUAAAAUUUUGGUCUAUUCAGUAACUGGAACUUGGAAAAUGACCGCUGUCCACUGUCACAGGGAUGAGGAUGGUCACUCGCACUUUCCUUUUUCAUCAUUACUUUUGCAUGAUAUGUUAACAAAAACUUAAAUUCAGCUGUAUUCCUAUUGUUUCAAUGAGAAAAUUAUCUUCGCAUAUUUUAGUUGGAAAGUUAAAAAUAUUUGCAUUUUAAGACUGGAAUUUUUUUUCUCAGCUUGUUCAUUUCUGAUCACUUUCAGAACCUCUAUUCUCGAUAGAGUUUUCAAAAUGGUUGCUUUGAUUUGAAGCUACCUUUUUUGAUGACUUUAAUUUUUGCACACCUGAUCUUGUCAUUUAUUAAUGCUUUAUACAGGAGAAAGGCUUAUGGGGUCCCUUCCUAGUCGUCGCUCCCUCUUCUGUUUUGAACAACUGGAAUGAUGAAAUAAUGCGCUUCUGCCCUGACCUGAAGACACUUCCCUACUGGGGUGGGCUUCAAGAGAGGACAAUCCUGAGAAAAAAUAUACACCCAAAACGUUUGUAUAGAAGGUAAAAAAUGCCCAUGAUUCUGAUGCAUUCCAUUAACCAGCUUUCAGAGAUCAUGCUAACUAGCUUCCUUAUCCUUCACUCUUUUCACUAAAGAUCAAUUAUUGCUUUAACCUUUCCAGGGAUUCUGGAUUUCACAUUCUCAUAACUAGCUACCAGUUGAUUGUAUCUGAUGAGAAGUACCUCAAGCGGGUGAAAUGGCAGUACAUGGUGCUUGAUGAAGCCCAGGCAAUAAAAAGUUCAAUGAGGUAUGAAGUCCCUUCCGUCGUCUCACAUUAUGAUAUUGUCAGUGUGACUUCUGGGAUUUCUGAGAUUUCUGCCAGAUCCCAUUCUAGACUUCUGGCAAAAUCUUGAAUGGGUGAGAAACAUCUUUAGACUUCGUAUGUAAUCUAAACUUUAUCAUAUGGUUUUUAUGUAUACCAAACAUCAAAAAAGCUCGUAUAUGAAUGAGGUGCAGUGUUAUUUGGCGAAAAAACCCAAUUGCCCAAUGAAGUAUAUGACAGAUUCUUAUCCUUCUGUUGGAUUAAUUCUCAACAUAACUUAACUACUUUUUGGUUAUUGGAACGUUUUUCCAGGCACAUUUUCUCCCCACUUAUGCCUUUGUUGAUUUGCAGUAUACGGUGGAGGACGCUGCUGAGUUUUAACUGUAGAAAUCGCUUGCUUCUAACUGGAACACCCAUACAAAAUAACAUGGCUGAACUCUGGGCACUGCUGCAUUUUAUCAUGCCCACCUUAUUUGACAGCCAUGAUCAGUUCAAUGAGUGGUUUUCAAAGGGGUAUCCUCUCGAUCUCAUUGCUGCAAAAGUUUGUGCGAACUCUGAUUCAUUUCAGCCUUCUAAAUUCUUUUAUCUUUUUUAUUUCUUGCUGUUUAUUUUAGGAUUGAGGGCCAUGCAGAACGGGGAGGUACUCUAAAUGAACAUCAGCUCAAUAGACUGGUAAGGACAACUCUAUCAUAUAAAAAGUUGUUAAAUCACUAGAUUCACCUAUGGUGUUUGCUUUUUCAGUUAUUCCUUCUAUAACAUAUUUACCAAUUCAACUAAGAGGUCUGAGAGAACUUACGGUUUAUCUUUGGCUGCAGCAUACCAUUUUAAAGCCAUUUAUGUUGCGAAGGGUAAAGAAGGAUGUCAUUACAGAAAUGACCGGGAAAACAGAAGUUAUUGUUCAUUGUAAAUUGAGUUCUCGGCAGCAGGCCUUUUACCAAGCUAUUAAAAACAAAAUUUCUCUUGCUGAGCUUUUUGACGGUAGCCGUGGCACACUUAAUGAGAAAAAAAUUCUUAACUUGAUGAACAUUGUCAUUCAGUUAAGGAAGGUAUGCAGUUGAGUUAUGCAUGGUUUAUGAUAAAGAAGAAAUAUUUUUGUUCAUUUGCUGUAAAUUAUGCUUCUUUUCUCAUGGUUUUCCUGUUAUCAAACUAUUUUAAAUAUUAUUUUUUGGAAUCUUCUGUUAAGCCCCAAAUUUACUUUUAUUGGCAGGUUUGUAAUCAUCCAGAGUUGUUUGAGCGAAAUGAGGGAUGCACGUCUUUUUAUUUUGGGGAAAUACCAAAUUCUCUUCUGCCUCCUCCUUUUGGGGACUUGGAGGACAUUCACUAUGCAGGAGCUUGGAAUCCUGUCUCGUAUAAGGCAAGCCAUGUUGUUGCUGAUGUUUUUUUAUAUCAUAUCGAAGACUUAUCACAAGUUUUGGGAUGAGAAAGCAAGUUAAAUGUUACCACCUGGGAUAUAAAGUUUUAGUUGUGUCUUUGUUUGGCUAUAUUGAAAUGAAUUUUAUUUAUUUCAGGUGCCAAAACUUGUCCAUGAAGAAGUCAUUCGACGCACUGAAAUUCCCUUUGCAGAAUCUUGUGGGGCUGUUCAGCAGGAAUCUAUUGAGAGACUUUUUGAUAUAUUUUCGGAGAAUAAUGUUUUUCAGUCUGCGGUUCCCCAAUCUAGAGACACAGAUGCGUAUGCAGAGAGUGGCACUUUUGGUUUUAGUCGCUUGAUAGAUCUCUCGCCUGCUGAGGUUUCUUUUAUAGCAAAGGCCUCUAUUCUUGAACGGUUGUUAUUCUCUUUGUCAAGGUGGGACAGAUCAGGUAUAGAUGAAGUACUGAACAUGUUCUUGGAGUUGGAGGGUGAUGUUGCUGAAUAUGCUGAUAUUGAAAAAGAGAAGGCGCAGGCUAUUAUGAGGAUGCUACUACUGCCCACUAAGUGUGAAUCUAGUUUACUUCGAAGAAAGCUUGCUACUGGCCCAGGAUCUUCGCCAUAUGAGGCAUUAGUCAACUCGCAUCGAGAGAGAUUUAUGUCUAGUGCAAGGCUUCUGCAUUUCACACAUGCUUUCAUCCCGAAAGCUAGGGCUCCACCUGUGAGUUUUUCCUUUUUUUAGUGGGUUGGCUUUCCAUUACAGUCUCAUGGUUUGUUUCCGUUGCCCAAUGUUAAUCUAGUUUAGUGUCCCUAUGUUUCCAUUACAAUCACAUAGUUGAUUACUCUGUCACCUUGCUACGUAUUUACGCCUUCUAUUUUUGCAGGUUACUGCCUUGUGCUCUGAUAGGAGCUUUGCCUAUCAAAUGGCUGAAGAAUUGCAUAAUCCUUGGGUUAAACGGUUACUUGUUGGAUUUGCUCGUACGUCUGAGUUUAAUGGCCCAAGAAUACCUAUCACUCCUCAUAACUUAAUAGAGGAGAUAGACUCAAAGCUUCCUGUUUCCCAGCCCAUUCUCCAACUCACUCAUGACAUUUUUGGUUCUUCUCCCCCCAUGCAAAGCUUUGACCCUGCCAAAAUGCUCACGGUAUAAUAUUUUUUCUCUCAUAUGGAUCUAAAGUUUGUUGAUUUAUCGUUUGCUUCACUGAAGAUUAAGCAGUCUUUUUAUUUUUCAUUUAUUAAUAUGAUUCUGGCCGUCUGCAGGAUUCUGGGAAGCUUCAAACACUUGAUAUAUUAUUGAAGCGCCUUCGUGCUGAAAAUCAUCGUGUGCUUUUGUUUGCUCAAAUGACAAAGAUGCUGAACAUCCUUGAGGUAUUUUACGUUCUUGUACCAUAAAAACCUGCAUUCAUCCUGUUUUACUCUUAUGUAUCUGAAGAGCACCGUUAGUCUCAUCCAAAUGUUCAUGCAGACUUCCACAUGAUUUAAGGGAAGCCUAAGUUUUCUUUUGGUUUGCAUAAUAGAGACAGAGACGCCCUUCUUGCAUUUUCUCGUAUUAAAUGUGUUUCAUCUAAGCUUUAGAUUGAUUUUACCUCUUUUGCCCCAUUUUGCAUUAUGAAUGCUGAAUCCUGAGUCGCUGAAACUAAGAAAUGACUGAAGUAGGAGUCAUAACCUUCUUUCCAUGGGAAUGCAAAAACAUGGUUCAAUGUUCAGUCAUGUAACUUGAUCAACAAGAUGAAAGGUUUUGAAUAAAAUGAUUUUGAUAUAGAAAAUAGCUCCCAUCGGACAGAUUUGCUUUCAUCUUAAGAGGGUGAAAAGAUUAUGGGGAGAUGAACCAUCAUUUAUGGAUAUGUUGGUUGCAAAGAUGUUCUCAGUUAGGAAUGGAAAUGAAGGGAUGAAAUCUAUUUCGGCCUAGAAUAUCCUGGAUGGCUCGUGGAUAUUUCAUGAUGGGUCUUUUUCUUCCCCCUGAAAAAUACUGAAUGGUUAUUUAUCUGGAAUUAUUGGUCUUUCUUCUUUCGUGGGGCGUUCCUAGACAGGUAAUAUGGUCUUCUGAAGGAGUCCAGUUUUUUCGCCUUGUGUUGUUUGACCAAGCUGGAGAAUGAUCUUGCUGUAAGUUUCAGAUUUUCUAGGAUUUUCAGUGGUAGAAAGACGUCCAUUUGAGGUUUUUUUGGUGUGGUGCCUGUCAAUCUUGAACUGUAGCUCUCACCUGUCGCUUGUCAAAUUUAUGACUGGCCUUGCAGAAGGGCGUGAUUGGUUACCUUAGCCGGGGUAUUUGGUUAGGAUUUGAGUUGGGAAAUCGAGUUUCGGUGUAAUGCAUUUUAAAAAUGACGCUGCCUCCAAUCUACAUACUACUAUAUGUUCAUUUAAAAGGUUUGAGAUUCACUACUUUUUUCUCUCUUGGUUCCUUCAGAUGUCUCCUAUAGUGGCUCCAUUUUUUUACCGUCUUCAAGAGUUUUAAAGUUACGCCACCUUGAGUACUGAUUUCAGCUACCUAGACGUUGAUCAUUGUUCUUUUUCACUGGCCAAUAUUUGUGACAUAGACCUCAUCCGAAUCGUUUCAUAGAUUAGACCGCUUUAUGUCUCGGUUGCACUUCACUUCACCUGAUGUGUCCUUAUUCCUUAUUGGUCUCGAUAUGAAAUGUGCCAACAUUUUGAAAGUCAGAAUCACUAGUAGCACAUGCAUUGCCAACGGUAAUGCCCCUCUCAUUUACAGCAGUGAUUUGUAUAUUUUUUUCCUAUAUGCAUGAGAAAUCUAUUGACAUCGCAGUAAAAAAGGUACACAGCAAAGUUAUAAGCAUGCAGAGGAUUGAAAGAUGGUAGAGACAAAUUAGUCAAGGAAACGUUCUUAAGAGAGAGCUCGUUGCCUAGAUCAAUGGCAAUCACAUGUUGGUGUACCAUUUCUGUUUUGGUUACUUUAUUAAUAACGUACCCCUGGAUAUUAUCACUCAUCAAGCAUUUCCCUUGGUGAAUAUUCUAAAUGUCUCCUUCAUCUUAGAAUGAAAUCCGUGGGUAUUUUUUGCUGACCUUGGAUUGAUUCUUGGUAGAUUGAUCACAAUGGUGAUUUGUCAGUUUGAUUGCAAUGGUGUGUUAAUGCAUUUAAUGUCCCUAGCUUUAUAUACCUUUCUCCCAUGGUUUCUUUCUGACCCUUAUUUCUGAUUGCACGCAGGAUUACAUGAAUUACAGGAAAUAUAGGUAUCUUAGACUUGAUGGAUCUUCUACUAUCAUGGACCGCCGUGACAUGGUUAGGGACUUCCAGCACAGGUUGGCAUUUUUCACCUUUUUAAGUCUUUAUUUUUAUUUAUUUCCUAGUUCAUGUUUUUUCUGUUACAGUCAGGAUGUAGCUCUAAAUCCCUCAUAGGUUUGACCAUGCUAUUUUUUGACUCUUCUCUCUCUCUCUCUCUCAGGAGUGACAUUUUUGUUUUCUUGCUGAGCACGAGAGCUGGAGGUUUAGGUAUAAAUUUGACAGCUGCUGAUACUGUGAUCUUCUAUGAGAGUGACUGGAAUCCAACAUUAGAUUUACAGGCAAUGGACAGGGCACAUAGGUUGGGUCAGACAAAAGAGGUCAGUAAACCAUCCUUAAAUUUCGCUCUUUCCUCUAAUACAUGUUAGAAUUAGCCAACCUGCGUUGUUAAAACUUCAAGGUAAUUUAUUAAUUUGAGAGUGUUUUUCACGUGGGCUUAUAUGUGUCUAGGAAGUCUGCCUGAAUGCUGAUAGUCCUAAAUGAGAAAUUGUGUUUUUACUCACUCUUUUUGCUUUUCGAUGUAAACAUAAUACCAAGUUGGCCAGUAUUGGCAGGCAAGUUUUAUUUUAUUACCCCGUCUGUGAUAUUCAAAGACCACACUUUUAACGCAAUUAUAGUUCCUUUGAAACAAUAUGAAGUUUGAUCAUUCCAAACUGUUCGGCCUGUUUCUGAGUCUUCCUAAAUUCUGGAUUCAUGGCCAUUGGAUCACUUGAUGUGGAAGCCAUGUAGAUAAUUUCUUACGCUUAUCAGAGUAGUUAUUCUUCAUAUGGUUACAUUUAGAAUUUGACCUUUUCUUAUUCCCCAAAUGAUUACCGAUAUCUUUGCUUGAAGAUCAUCAUGUGAAACUUUAUUGCAAACUGAAUUGACAGUUAUAUCGUUGAUUUCAAUGUAUGUUGCACAUAUAGCGAAUUAUAAAUCGUAUAUUUUAUCUAAUUGUGCAAAUGAGUCCUUUGCUUAAUCUCCUAUGCUCACCAUCAUUGAAGGACGGACAAAACAAUGUUGCCAACGGUAACUGAUAGGCUCUUCUCUAAGCUUGUGAUUUGCCUCCUCUGGUGGGAGCACCUGUCAAAUUAGGGGAGAAGUUAAGAUAGGAAUGGUGGAUUCCGCAACUGGUGUGGUCCAUUCAACCAAGCAGCCAGUCAGAUCUCUGGCCAUCCGAUUCUGGCCAUCUAACAGAAUGAUCGUAAAAGGCUUAGAAAAACACUAGGACAACUCCUUUUUGGUUGUUUUCAUGCUAAAAAGCUUAAUCUGAGGUGAAAUUUUCAAAAGUGAAAUUAUCCUCACUGGUUCUUAUUGUACGAACAGCGAAAGCCUAAUUUAACCAUUUUUGAUUUCAGGAGGAAAAGGACGUGUGUUCUUUUCCUUUCUUAGCUUCCAGCUGUACUAAACAGAUUGGGUACCUGACAUUCAAUGAAUCUUAAGGCGGCAAGUAUCAUUAUUCCUAAUUCAAUAUGCGCAGAGGGUGAGCAAGAUUUUAAGCAUCCUAGGAGUACGGCGAACUAUAUAAAAAGUUUAACUUUCUGUUAGACUAAUCAACUGGAUGUGGUAGUGGUCUUGUCCAAAUGUUACAUACUUUUUCUGAAUCCGUCUGUAUUGACCAAGUCAAACGCUCAAAAUUCCUAGAAGAAGAAAAACUUGUUAAAUACUGAUAGUAGCAAAUGAUCUGGAUCUGGAUUGAGACCCCGAAGUGUAAAACUUAUGCUCAAACUUGUGACGUUCUGAGUAUGCCGCUCAGCAUUGACUAUGCGUGGACUUUUCUUUUAAAUAUGAGAAUUUUCUGCCUUGUAGGCACACAAAUCAGUGUAGUGUUUUUUAAUGAUUCGGAUGCAUGAUUUGACACCUUUGGACUGAAAAGGGGAAGCUAGUUUUCAUUGUAAAAAAGAGAUCAACUUAAAGGAAACCCGUCGUAUUUUCAUGCAGAGGGUUGGCAUUAUUUCCUUUGUUUGUGGCUUAUAUAUAUAAUCCUAGAAAUUAUGAAAUUAUUCGCUGUUAAAAUCUGUUGAGAUGAUGUCUCAUAUUUUCUCCCCUCAAAACUGAAUUGAUCAUAAUGGUUCACCGUUCAGUGCGGGUUAGCCGCCUAGAAAUAAUUAUUUUUUUAGCCCAGAUUUACAGGUUAUGCUGUUUUCUAGGUCACUGUGUACCGAUUGAUAUGCAAGGAGACAGUUGAAGAGAAGAUCCUUCAGAGAGCAAGCCAGAAGAGCACGGUGCAACAAUUGGUCAUGACAGGUGGCCACGUCCAAGGAGAGCUGAUGGCGCCAGAAGAUGUCGUCUCUUUACUUCUUGAUGAUGUUCAGUUGGAGCAGAAAUUAAAAGAUAUCUCCCUUCAUGUGAGUGGCCUACCCUCCUAAGUACCAUCCAUGUUGCUUUCUGACUUAAGCUUCUGCAUUACCUCCCACAAUAUUUCUCUGCAGCCUGUAGUGAAUCAAAUUUUCUUCAUGGCAUGGAUUUUUCUUCUUUCCUUUCCAGGCGAAAGAUAGGCAGAAGAAGAAACGUGUGACCAAGGGAAUCCGAGUGAAUGAAGAGGGAGACGCCUCCUUAGAGGACUAUGCCAUCCCUGGAGCAGAGGAUGGCGGUGGUGAGUCUGGACCUCCUGAACAGGCAACCGGCACAACUAAUAGUAAAAAGGUAUUGAUCUAUCCUCAUCCGCCGUCAUUUAGCUAGUCACAUGGAUUGUUUCGAGUUUUUGGCCAAAUGGGAUUUGGUUUUCAUACCCCAGCAACUAAGUCUCUUUCAAGCCUUGACAAUCUUUUUUGUUAACAACUGUUUGGUACAAAACUUUUCAGAGAAAAUCAGGCCAGGGACCAAAGGCCAGGGACCAGCCAAGGCCCACUAUUUCUGCAGAUCCUGGUGUGGAAUUGGAUGAAGAUCUCGACAGUGAGGAUAAGUUGAAGAACCCUAAACGGGCCAAGAAGAGCAUCAGCGGGGACCCUCAGCCUGCCAUUAAGGUUCCUCCAGCUCCUGCAACUCUGGAUGAUGGCCGAGAAGCUGAGGAUCAAGUUUUAUCUUCUGGACCUGCCGAAGUUGGAUGA
Spirodela intermedia is the source of this 13713-nucleotide messenger RNA. Lineage: Eukaryota; Viridiplantae; Streptophyta; Magnoliopsida; Alismatales; Araceae. The record is from the annotation of a GenBank genome assembly.